Molecule: messenger RNA, 1410 nt
Organism: Kuraishia capsulata CBS 1993
Lineage: Eukaryota; Fungi; Ascomycota; Pichiomycetes; Pichiales; Pichiaceae
Exons: 1
Coding region: 1-1410 (469 amino acids)
Biological process (GO): nucleoside transmembrane transport
Cellular component (GO): plasma membrane; fungal-type vacuole membrane
Molecular function (GO): nucleobase transmembrane transporter activity; nicotinamide riboside transmembrane transporter activity
Source: RefSeq, a predicted model, not a curated record
AUGGACCAGCCUCUGGAUGAGCCACGCUCAAGCAGCGCUGGGGAAGACUACGAUAACAGAAUUGUGUUGACGAUACCGUCUACGCGACUUGUGUUGCGGCUGUCUGGACUGAAGUAUAUCGCGUUCACAGUGCUAGGAAUGGCUCUUUUGUGGCCCUGGAACUGUUUUCUUUCUGCAUCAGAAUAUUUUACCGAAAGAUUCUCUUCGAAACCAUUAUUGGCCAACAAUUACUCCUCUACAAUGAUGACGAUCUCAACCUUAACUUCUACUCUCUUCAACUUGUAUUUGUCCCAGAGGCAAAAGGAUGUUGACUACGCAGCCAGAGUGAGAUUGGGACAGCGACUCACGAUUUUUGUCUUUCUCCUGAUGGGACUGAGUUGUUUGGUGGGGACGAACUCUUCGCCCGUGAUGGUGUUUGUCUUCGUUAUGAUCAAUGUGUUUCUCAGUUCCGUGGGGACUUGUCUCUCGCAGGUUGGGUGCAUGGCUCUUGUGAAUGUGAUGAAGCCAUUGUAUGCUAAUGCUGUUGUGGUUGGAAGCGCAAUAGCUGGAGUUUUACCCUCUAUCGCACUCAUUGCAAGCACGGUGUCCAUCAAGGCAUCUACUGAAGAAACCACUCAGGCUUCGGACCGUAAUUCGGCAGUUGCAGUUUACUUCUUUACGGCAUGCGCAGUCAGUGCGAUUGCUUUGGUUCUGUUUUGGUUGUGUGAACGAUUUGAUGAUUUGAAACCAGAUACACCUCCUGCUUCACAAAGCUAUAUACCGUUGGCAAACGAAGAUCCAGAUUCAGUGUUCUCUGCUGAUUCGGGCCCUUCGGAUGACGAUAUCAUCAAAACCGUCGAGCAACAGCAGCAUAGUCAUAUUCACGUCCCUUUCUCUGUUUUGUGGGCAAAACUCAAACUUUUGGUGCUGACCAUCUUCUUCACGUUCUCCGUAACGUUGAUCUUCCCAGUUUAUGCCUCCGCUAUCGAAUCGGUCAAUCACGAUUCGCACCCAGACUCGUUGUGGUUCACCAAAAGAGUAUUCAUACCUUUGGCUUUUCUUGUCUGGAAUAUCGGUGAUUUGGUGGGAAGGCUCGCCUGCUCGCUUCCGAUCUUCGUUCUGUCAUCGCAGAAGAUGAUGAUCAUCUACUCGCUUUCGCGUCUGCUCUUUAUCCCGGUGUUUUAUUGCUGCAACAUACAAAACAAAGGUGCCCUGUUCAUCUUUGACUCAGAUAUAGUAUACAUGGUUGCUCUACUUGCAUUCGGCUUCAGCAACGGGCAAUUGUACUCGUCGUGCUUCAUGAGUGUUAGUCAAUAUAUGGAUACUGAGGAGGAGAAAAAGGCGGCCAGCGGGUUUACGGCUGUCUUUUUGAGUUGUGGUCUGGCUUUUGGGAGUCUGGCAAGUUAUUUAUUUGUAGCAUUGAUAUACUAG